Molecule: messenger RNA, 1274 nt
Organism: Annulohypoxylon maeteangense
Lineage: Eukaryota; Fungi; Ascomycota; Sordariomycetes; Xylariales; Hypoxylaceae
Exons: 3
Coding region: 1-1194 (397 amino acids)
Source: RefSeq, a predicted model, not a curated record
AUGGAUCGUCAAGGGGUCUCCCAGGUCCUUAAGCCUCCGGAGCGGCAUUGGGACGGCAACUGGGACGGGGUGCCUUGUCACGCCCAGGCCCUAACCGUCAUCGUGGAUAUCAACUCCCUUCUUAAGGGUCCCGACUCAAAUGAGUCCUCUAAAUCCCCCCCUCAGCAUACCCGAGCCGCAUCAGUUCCCCUUUCAACGACCACAGCCGCCUUGACGCCGGCACCCAUCCCUGGACCACCGCUUUACGGUCCUCCACGUCUAGGGCCACUAGGACCAGGACCAGGACCAGCUUUAGUAGGGACAGUACCCGGAGAACGCAGCAUGUCACCACACGCGGCGGAAUCGCCUGCUAGAAGGCAAAGUAAAUGGACCCGGGAAGAGAAUGAGCUGAUCACCAACCUCCGGGGGAGUGGUAUGAAAUGGGACGACAUCUCUAGAAGAUUACCAGGUAGGAGUGCUAUUAGCUGCCGCCUGCACUAUCAAAAUUACCUCGAAAAAAGGAGCGCAUGGGAUGAAGAGAAAAAGAACAAGCUCGCAAGACUAUAUGAGAGGUUGAAACACGACAUGUGGGUUAAGGUGUCCCAGGAGAUGGGAAUACCGUGGCGUACGGCAGAGGCGAUGCACUGGCAGCUAGGAGAGCAGGACAUACAACGCCGCGCAGGAGUAGCGCAACCCUUCAUAAUGUCUCCAGUGACAGCAGAUGAGCCUCACGGCGGCCCUAGGCCAUCUACACGACAUGCGCAUUCCCAUUCACAGGGCAACCUUUCUCGGAACGUAACCCCUGGAAGAGGCUACGAGCGCGGGGAGCCUUCGACAUCUAGCAGGCCUCUCGCAUCGAGAAGGGAAAGCAUACCACACCACGUCCCCGUCUAUCCCGAACACGUGCCCGAUAGUUAUGGUUAUCACCAACAUAACCCCAUGCCCCUGGCUCCUAUCAAAACGGAAUCACAGCCUCCUUUGCCUGGGAUGUUACCGUCAGUCGCGGAGCUCACUACGGGCGUAAGCCCCUAUAACACCAUGGCAUAUGCAAUCCCGAGUCUAAGCCCUGGUCCUAGCUCGGUCCCGAGCCCUUGGAAUACCCAUGCGGGUUAUCCGCCACUCCAAGAAUCGACAGGCUCAAAACGACGAAGAAGCCCGGACACCAACCACCUCUCCCCAGGCCUGAGGCGAAGACACCUAGACCCGCGGCCGUGACUACAAGGCUCCUAUCCACAUAACGAACUUGGCCUCGAACCACGGCUCAAGAGAGAACGAAUUACGAUACUUAAUUAGGC